CGUUUGAGUUCAACUUGGCUUCCCAUCGGCCAAGAUAUUUCGAGAUUUCCAAAACUCAGUCUGAAAUUCUAAUGUAAUAACAAAAUAUUCUCAGAUCUAUAUAGGUUCCAACGUUAAUUGUUAGUGCGUGUAAUCACCCAACCCAGCUUACUCCAUCUUCUAGCCCAGUCUAUCUCUCAUAGCCCUGUUUUAGCAACCAAAAUUCUACCUCCAGAUGGACCGGAAGAAUCUUGAACAAGAUGAGUCUCAGGAGGUUAAUCGCAAGGAAAAUGCAGAAAAAAAUAUCUACGAUAUGAGUCUUGACCUCUCCAUACUUUCAGAACCUCCUCAUAUAAGGAAUUGGUUUCCUAGCUAUGUCUCACAAGUUCAAACGGUUGAUAAAAGUGAUGACUAUGACUACUCUCACUUUGGCAAAAAUGAAUCAGAUGUUAGGAAUGAAAUUAGGGAACCGAAUACAAAGGUUAAAGAUAUAUAUAACCUUUGUGUUGCAAAUGCAGAUCAUUACGAUGUCAUUUAUGGCAAUGACUCUGAUGAUGAAGCAAAAACUGGUCGUGUUUUGCGUGAAGGUAAAAUCAAUCCAGAGGAACCAAGCAGUCGUUUAGAAGAAGAAGUCAACGGAUUGAAGAACAGGGUCAAAUAUCUGGAAUCCGUCAUCGCGAAUUUGCAUGACCACAUUGUUCGACUGGUUAGUUCUAAUAAGAAGAGGAAGAUGUAAUGGUGCUAGCUCGCUGAUGAAUCAUUAGACCUAGGUCUCGACAUAAAAACCGUACCCGAAUAUCCAACCUGGAACCCGACUCGAAAAAUCGGGUUCGGGUUGGGUACGGGUAUUCUUAUAAAACCUUAUUGGGUUCUAUUUUCUAAUACCCGUGGGUUCGGGUUAGGGUCAAAUAAUACCCGGUACCCGUUUGGGUACCUAUUAAGCCCGAACGUGUAAACAUAUUUAUAAUAUUUAUCAUUAAUAUAAUGUAAUUACCCAAAAAUUAUGAUUAUAAUUUU
Molecule: messenger RNA, 996 nt
Organism: Camelina sativa (false flax)
Lineage: Eukaryota; Viridiplantae; Streptophyta; Magnoliopsida; Brassicales; Brassicaceae
Source: RefSeq, a predicted model, not a curated record